Messenger RNA from Apaloderma vittatum (bar-tailed trogon), 1249 nucleotides. Its product is annotated as DNA-directed RNA polymerase III subunit RPC2. The annotation marks the transcript as partial. The record is from RefSeq and is a predicted model, not a curated record. Gene Ontology annotation, cellular component: RNA polymerase III complex. The transcript has 9 exons. Gene Ontology annotation, biological process: DNA-templated transcription. NCBI's taxonomy places the organism in Eukaryota, Metazoa, Chordata, Aves, Trogoniformes, Trogonidae. Gene Ontology annotation, molecular function: DNA binding; ribonucleoside binding; DNA-directed RNA polymerase activity.
GCGUGUGGUUUGGUUAAAAACCUUGCCCUCAUGACUCACAUUACUACUGAUAUGGAAGAUGGCCCGAUUAUUAAAUUAGCCAGUAAUCUUGGAGUUGAAGAUGUCAACUUGCUCUGUGGUGAAGAACUUUCAUAUCCAAAUGUGUUCCUUGUUUUCCUUAAUGGUAACAUCCUUGGUGUUAUACGUGAUCAUCAGAAAUUAGUCAACACAUUUCGGAUAAUGCGUCGAGCGGGUUAUAUCAAUGAAUUUGUUUCCAUCUCUACAAAUCUUUCUGACAGAUGUGUCUACAUUUCCUCUGAUGGAGGGAGAUUGUGCAGACCGUACAUAAUUGUCAAGAAGCAAAAACCUGCCGUUACAAACAAGCAUAUGGAAGAACUGGCUCAGGGGUACAGGAAUUUUGAAGACUUCUUGCAUGAAGGCCUUGUUGAAUAUUUGGAUGUGAAUGAAGAAAAUGACUGUAACAUUGCACUGUAUGAACAUACAAUUAAUAAAGAUACAACGCAUUUGGAGAUUGAGCCUUUCACGCUUCUUGGUGUCUGUGCUGGCCUGAUUCCAUAUCCUCACCACAACCAGUCUCCAAGAAACACUUACCAGUGUGCCAUGGGGAAACAAGCAAUGGGUACUAUUGGAUACAAUCAAAGAAACAGGAUAGAUACUCUUAUGUAUCUCCUAGCCUAUCCGCAAAAGCCAAUGGUAAAAACAAAAACAAUUGAACUGAUAGAUUUUGAGAAACUGCCUGCUGGACAGAAUGCCACAGUCGCUGUGAUGAGCUACAGUGGUUAUGAUAUUGAAGACGCUCUUGUCUUAAACAAGGCCUCUUUGGACAGAGGAUUUGGAAGAUGUCUUGUAUAUAAGAAUGCCAAGUGUACACUGAAGCGUUACACAAACCAGACAUUUGAUAAAGUUAUGGGUCCGAUGUUGGAUGCAGCUACUCGUAAACCAAUCUGGCGCCAUGAAAUUUUGGAUGCUGAUGGUAUCUGCUCGCCAGGUGAAAAAGUAGAAAAUAAGCAAGUCCUUGUGAACAAAUCUAUGCCGACUGUGACCCAGACACCUCUGGAAGGAAGUAGUGUGCCUCAGCAGCCGCAGUACAAAGAUGUGCCAGUAACCUACAAAGGUGCAACUGAUUCUUAUAUUGAAAAAGUAAUGAUUUCGUCAAAUGCGGAGGAUGCUUUCUUGAUCAAAAUGUUGUUGAGGCAAACUAGACGUCCAGAAAUUGGAGAUAAAUUUAGCAGUCGACAUGGGCAGAAAG